UUGCUUACACCAGGUGCACGCUGGCUGCAGGCAGCACAAAGCCCGGCGGAGGAGGAGGGAAGGCGGCAGCGUCAGCAGGAGAAGAAGAGAAAGACCCAGGGACUGGGGCUGGCUGAGCAGCAGGGUGUGGAGCAAACCCCACAGCUGGCGUCGCUUAGCGAGACUUUGAGGGGGGUUUUCUACGAAUUGCACCGCGCUGCCCCCCGUCUGCGGGGCUAGACCCUGAACCCCUCCCCACACACAAUCACAGCCACCCCCCCUUUCAGGGGCACCUCCUGGCGAAUGGGCAGCCAGCCUGCUCCCGUCCGCUAGCGUGCGGCCGGGGGCAGGAGUCGUGGCUUAGCACCCGACGCCCCUCACCCUUUGGGGGACCUCUCCAGACACUGAUUUGGGUUAAUCAACUCAUGCAGCAGAAUUUGUACAAGCACUUGGAACAAAGGAGAAAAGUAAAGAGACUCUGAAAAAACAUCUCCUAUAUUCUGAAUGUGCAAGAGUUACAACCUAAACUUUAAUUUUUAUUUUUUUUCUUGAUACUGCUUUAUAUAUUCAAUUUUUUGCUAUUUUAGGGGGUUAGGCAGUUGAACUUUCUAGCAAACCAGCAUGGCUAGGAUUAGAUUUGUUUUAAUAGCUUGCCUGUUGGUGCUAGAAUUGCUAAUGAAUUCAUUAACUGAGCCUUCCAUACAGAAUAAUGAAUGUCCACAGCUUUGUGUAUGUGAAAUCAGGCCAUGGUUUACACCACAGUCGACCUACAGAGAAGCUACAACAGUUGACUGCAAUGACCUUCGUUUAACAAAAAUCCCCAGCAAUCUUUCCAGUGACACUCAAGUUCUUCUGUUACAAAGCAACAACAUUGCAAAGACCACAGAUGAACUCCAACAGCUUUUCAAUUUAACAGAAUUAGAUUUUUCACAGAAUAAUUUUACUAGUAUCAAAGAUGUGGGGCUCUCAAAUCUGACUCAACUCACUACUUUACAUCUGGAGGAAAACCAGAUAACAGAAAUGACUGACUACUGCUUGCAGGAUCUUUGCAAUCUCCAGGAACUAUACAUAAACCAUAAUCAGAUUAGUAGCAUCUCUGCAAAUGCAUUCUCUGGCCUGAGAAACCUUUUAAGACUUCAUCUUAACUCUAACAAAUUAAAGAUUAUUGACAGUCGUUGGUUUGAUUCUACUCCUAACUUGGAGAUUCUUAUGAUUGGGGAAAAUCCAGUGAUUGGAAUAUUAGAUAUGAACUUUAAGCCACUCUCAAAUUUAAGAAGUCUAGUUUUGGCAGGUAUGUACCUCACUGAUAUUCCUGGAAAUGCAUUAAUAGGUUUGGAUAGUCUUGAAAGUCUUUCCUUUUAUGAUAACAAACUGGUCAAGGUUCCUCAGCUUGCUCUUGAGAAAGUUCCAAAUUUAAAAUUCCUUGACCUCAACAAAAACCCAAUUCACAAAAUCCAAGAAGGUGAUUUUAAAAAUAUGCUGCGGUUGAAAGAACUUGGGAUCAAUAAUAUGGGAGAACUGGUUUCUGUUGAUAAGUAUGCACUAGACAACCUACCUGAACUUACAAAGCUUGAAGCUACCAAUAAUCCAAAGUUGUCUUACAUCCAUCGUUUAGCAUUUCGUAAUGUUCCUGCUCUGGAAAGCCUGAUGCUGAACAAUAAUGCUUUGAAUGCAGUGUACCAAAAGACAGUGGAAUCCCUUCCAAACCUGCGAGAGAUUAGUAUUCACAGUAAUCCACUCAGGUGUGACUGUGUCAUUCACUGGAUCAACACAAACAAAACCAAUAUUCGUUUCAUGGAGCCUCUAUCAAUGUUCUGUGCUAUGCCACCAGAAUACAGAGGACAACAGGUAAAAGAAGUGUUAAUACAAGAUUCAAGUGAACAAUGUCUUCCAAUGAUUUCCCAUGACACUUUUCCAAAUCAUCUGAAUUUGGACAUUGGCAUGACAGUAUUUCUAGAUUGUCGGGCCAUGGCAGAACCCGAACCAGAAAUUUAUUGGGUCACUCCACUUGGAAAUAAAAUAACAGUUGAAAGUCUCUCUGACAAGUACAAGCUGAGUAGUGAAGGUACCCUGGAAAUCUCGAAUAUUCAGAUUGAAGACUCUGGAAGAUACACAUGUGUUGCUCAAAAUAUAGAAGGAGCUGAUACAAGAGUAGCUACUAUAAGAGUGAAUGGAACUCUUUUGGAUGGUACACAAGUGCUGAAAAUAUAUGUCAAGCAAGCUGAAUCUCAUUCAAUAUUAGUGUCCUGGAAGGUUAAUUCCAAUGUUAUGACUUCCAAUUUAAAAUGGUCAUCAGCCACUAUGAAGAUUGAUAACCCUCACAUUACGUACACUGCGAGAGUCCCAGUGGAUGUACAUGAAUAUAAUCUCACUCAUUUGCAGCCAUCUACAGAUUAUGAGGUCUGUCUAACUGUAUCAAAUAUCCAUCAGCAAACUCAAAAGUCUUGUGUUAAUGUUACAACAAAAAAUGCAGCUUUUGCCCUUGACAUUUCUGACCAAGAAACCAGUACCGCCCUUGCCGCUGUAAUGGGUUCAAUGUUUGCUGUGAUCAGCCUUGCCUCUCUCUCUGUUUAUAUUGCUAAAAGAUUUAAGAGAAAAAACUAUCACCAUUCAUUAAAGAAGUAUAUGCAAAAGACAUCUUCAAUCCCCCUGAAUGAGCUUUAUCCACCACUUAUUAAUCUCUGGGAAGGAGACAGUGAAAAAGACAAAGACGGUUCUGCAGAGACCAAGCCAACCCAAGUCGACACAUCCAGAAGCUAUUACAUGUGGUAACUCAGAGGAUAUUCUGCUUCUGGUAGUAAGGAGCACAAAGACUUUUUUGCUUUAUUCUGCAAAAAUGAAAAGUUGAAGACUUUUGUAUUUUUUGACUUUGCUAGUUUGUGGCAGAGUGGUGAGGACAGGUGGAUAUUUCAGAAUUUUUUAGUAUAGCGUAUCGCAAUUGUUUGACACAAAUGGCAGCUUCACCUAGCUUCCAAUUUUUUUUUCCUUUUUUUUUUUUUUUAAGUUGUGCUAAACUUAAUGCUGUUCUAACUACAGUAUGAAUAAAAUUAAUGAUCGGCUGGGGUUACCUUGUGAUUCACAGCAAGUUCAACCCCUUUCUUAUGAAGCCAUCAGUAGAGUACAGUAUCCUGCAACAGCUAACAUACAGUUUUGAAAUGGCAUUGAACCAGUUUUAUAAUACUGCGGUCUAAAGACUCAAACGGAGAAAAGAAGAUUAGAUCUUCAGUGAUGUUAGUUGACUGUACUGUAAUGUUGUAUCAACUGAUUUGAAUGUUUUUGACUUUAAACAAUGACAUUUUUCUUUUUUUGUAAUAGUUGAAAGGCUUAGACAAACCUAACAGGCAAUAGAAAUAUGUACAUCUGAUUUUUUAAAAUGUAACAAACUAAAUGUUAAUUAUCAUUCUUUUUAUUAUAUCUAGUAGACACUUUUAAAGAAUACUAGUAUUUUGUUGUGCUUAAUUCACCAAACCAUGGUGUAUAAUGAAGGCAAAACUAUAAUAAAUUACAGUUUUGUUCUGAUUUUUUUAGAACAGUUGCAAUAAUGUAUGGUUUUUAAUUGUCACUAAUUUGACUGAUCAUGUUUUGACAUAAAAUGUAUCCAAAUGAUCAUGUAAAAUUAUACGGGGAGCAGGGGGUUAGAGUCAAUUACAACAGAUAUUUAAUUUUUGUUCUAAAUAAGGGAUGUUUUUCCUGCACUGUUUCUUCCUCCCCUUCCCCCAGUAUUAAAAACAAAAUACUGAGCAGUCCUAUCAUGGGGCAUACUCACCACCACAGCACCUUCUGCUGGUAGCACAGGGAAUUAGCCUCUCGCUAGUGCCUGUGUCCUCACUCCACCUUCUGGUUCUGGACCCGCAUCACUCCUGGACCAGGGCGUUACCUUCAGGAUACUGCCCCCUGGCAGUAUUCUCUACAGUUGUGUCUCAGUCUCCCUUCCUGAGGGGGAGGGUAUCAACAGCCCUACAUCUCUGCACUCCGGGGUCCUCUCCUCUUAAUGGAACUCCCUAUCCUCCUGUACUCAUCAUCUAGCCCCUCUCCUCAGGGCCAAACUGUAGCCUGAAAGGGCCACUCAUGACUGGCAAGGGUGUGUGGACCUGCUGCCUUCUCCUAUCUCUGGCUGUGACUUUGCAGCGUUAGUACACUCAGGUCUUGCCUCAGGCCCUGCAGCCUGGGAGUGACGUUAGGCCAGAGCUCCCCAGUUCUGUCUGACUUCUCCCAUCUCUGCCCUAUCUCAGGCAGCCUCCAGCUUCCCUGGAAGCCAGGUCCCUCCUGCUUCUCAGCUAGAGCAAACGUGUGUGUUCACACCUCCCUCCCAGAGCCCUUCCUAAUACUGCCCCCAGCUGGGCCCUAAUUGGCAGUAUCUCACUCAGUUGUGGGCUUUAUUCUCAGUCCUCUCCAAGGCUGGGUUUUACCAUAAAAGGGCCAGGGUGGGCAGACAUCUCAUCACAUGUAUCUAAUCAGAAAGAUACCAAGUAGAAUAAGGGCUGUAACUGUAUCACAUGGAAAAUCAAAACUGUCUCAGGAUACGGGACUGGACUAAAGGACCUCUAGUGGUCUCUCAUAACAUUCUAUUAUACAACUACGUAUACAGAAAGAACACAUAUGUUGAAUGUGGCACAUUUUCUUUUUGGUACACAUUCUUGUGUAUGGUGUUUGAGUUAUACCAUCUACAUGUUUUGUUAGUCUAUAAAGAGCUACCAGACCAUUUGUUGUUUUUUAAGUUGAUGAAGCAAAUAGUUAGCAAUCACUGAUAAUUAAAGAAGAAAUAUAGUUCAAAAUCACUACAUCAGUUUUAAUCGAUGAAUCCACAAAUAUUUACCUAUAAAAAUCAAUUGUUAUUUAGAUUACUGUCUUUUUUUUCAAUAUCAGGGUAUUUAAGACUGGUAAAAUGUCUUUUGUGGAGUGGGGUUAAACCACCAAUAUCUGUUUUAUAGACUUUCCUAUCUGUACUUCAAAAUAUUUUACUAAGUGACAGAACAGAUUAAGAUGGCACAAAAUCACAGGCAAUGGUGGUGUGAGUACAUGAAUAAUUUAGGCCUGGAUUUUCAGGAGCACUCAACAGGGGCCUUUCUACUCCCAUUAAAAUCCUUGACAAGGACUGUUCAUUGUGAGGUCACAAAGGGGACAGUUUCUAAUGAAACAUCUAUUGUAGACAUGCCAGAUGCCAAGUGAGGAAUCAGAAAAAAAAAUCUUCUAUUAAUCUUCUACUCCCCCCUCUUUACCUUACUCACGAGGCAGCUAAUUGCUGACUUUGCAAUGAUCAUUAACUCUGUGAGACUUUAUGCAUACCAAUAUUUUUUGAGUUAAUGAUGAGCACAAAUUGUCCAAAUGCUGGGAAAUGUCAUUUUAAUUUAACUCAAAAAUUAUAUUCUCCACCACUUUCUGGCAUGAAACAGUCCACCUAUGUCUCAAGGUCAAAGAAAUUCAGACAGUUCUCUCUGAAUAUGAGAAAUAAAGUUUCAGCAUCAACCUAAGCACUGAAAUAAAUUGCUGAUGGAACUUAUGGAAUCUUCAUCAUUGUCUAACCUGCUCUGAAAAAUCUCCAAACGCUGGUCAGGGCCAGUCUACAUAGUCCUGUCAGGAGCACAGGGCCCUUAACUAGAUGCUCUCUUGGUCCGUUCAACUGAUAAGCUGAUGUUUACCAGUUAAUGGUCCAAGCUACAUUUAGCUGGCUCCCAGGGAUGCAGCUUUGCUGUGGCAGGACAGCGAAACCACCUUCCCCCGGAGCCAAGUGGGCAAGCGCUGCCUACUCUGCUCCUGAGGAAGAGGGUUUGCUGCCACAGCGAAGUCUGCUCCCUGUGAACUGGGCUGGCAGGGGCAGGCAGCCCCGCUCCCAGGGAGGUUUGGCUGUGGGCUCUGCAAUAUAAAACUAGACUUUACACUACAGAGCCUGCAGUAUGAGUAUCCAUCUGAGCACUGAGACUGUCAGCGGUUGCAUGGUUACCUUAAUACACAAUUUUUAACAUUCAUAGUCCCAUCCAGGUCUGCAAUUCUAUGCUUAUC
Pelodiscus sinensis (Chinese soft-shelled turtle) is the source of this 5979-nucleotide messenger RNA. RefSeq names its product leucine rich repeat neuronal 1 (gene LRRN1). Gene Ontology annotation, cellular component: plasma membrane. Lineage: Eukaryota; Metazoa; Chordata; Testudines; Trionychidae. Gene Ontology annotation, molecular function: protein binding. The record is from RefSeq and is a predicted model, not a curated record.